AUGCCCGAGCAGGAAUCUCAGAGGACCUCUAUUUUUCAGCGUACGACGGCAGAAAUAAUCCACGAUCUCAACUCUAUCACCAAGUGUCCCGAAGACUUAAAUCGUUGUUUCAUCUGCAAACAUGAUCUCGAGAAGCUAUGGCAGGACAAGGAACGUAUUCGAAGGCUCUUACCGGAUUCGACAAAAGCCGCUGUCAUAGCUCUAGUGCAGAGGGAGAUGUUCGUGAUUCUGUCAGUACUUGUCCUGAUUGGAGCAAUAUGGCAGGAUUCGGAUAUCUUGAAGAAAUUGCUCAAGGACGACGACACACCCCGCUACAAAGAUGAUGACAUCCCCUUAUCGCUAGACCGGAUCGCCGAGUUCCUCGACCCUCCACACGAUGGCCUGUUCCACGAGAAGCAAUUCCGUUUCUGUCCGUUUAUAGUCGAUUGCCACCAGACUCAACAAGUGCACGAUGUGCCCCAAAACUGGCGUCUGCCUUUUGAUAAGGAAGAGGAGCUUGGAUUAGGGUCGUUUGGUCAAGUCGACCUUGUAAAAAUAGCGCCGCGAUGCUUCAAGGAAGUCGGGGGAGCUGAGUAUCCCGAGUACCAUCUUGUAGCUUGCAAGAAGUUUCACGUGCCGCGAAAGUCCCGCUCCGAAUUGAAGAAUCUGCAGAUCCUUAAGGAGAGCUUGACAAGGCAGGACCGUAUUAUGCAACAUCUUGCGACAUUGCGCCACGGCGACGAUUUCUACAUCCUUUUCCCGUACGCGGAGCACCGUGACCUCUCUCUGUUUCUCCAUGCCGGGUUCUCCGCCAACAAGGAGAAGAUAUACGAUUUUGAGGAAGAAUUCCCAGGUCUAGAUCUUGUGAGCGCCGAUCCUGCCGAGGUGUCCAAGCUGCUUCUUCGGCAAUGCUGGGCUCUGUCGAACGCGAUCAAAUGGCUUCACAGUGGCAUUGCCAUCGAAUCCACCGCCAAUGAGGUGUACUGUGCACACAUGGACCUCAAACCCGAGAACAUCUUAAUUAGGCACGAUAGAAACUCCAAAGUCGGCAAAUGGAUGAUCUCUGAUUUCGGGAUCUCGAUGACCCCUGAACAAGAACAAAAAAAUACCAACUUUCUCACGGUCGGAGACUGGUAUGACCAUUUGACAGACCGUUCACGUCUGACAGGUAGUUCCCGCCCCGGGCGGGCGGAAGGGUCAUACCAAGCACCUGAAGCCACAUCCAAAAGAGGAGACGAAGUUGCACGCGAGGGCGACAUCUGGUCUUUCGGCUGCAUCUUCACUGAGGUCCUGGCCUGGGCCAUUGGUAGGGACGCGGCUGUUAAUGACUUGGUCGGUCUUCGCUCUCGGGAGGGAGGCAAUGAUUGUUUCUUUGAUAACGAUCAUAGGGGCUCGGGGCGCAAACCAGCAACCUUUUGCGUGAAAGGUUCAGUGAACCGGUGGCUUGACGACAAAAUUGAGACUGGAGCCCAGCAAAACAUUGUGGUGCCCUGCUGGGCAAGGGCCAUCACACUGAUCAUGAUUGUGGACCCGAAACAAAGACCAGACGCUUCAACACUAGAGUUUCUGAUCAAAAAUGUGAAGGAUCAUAGUGAGAACCCCCAAAAUCAUAGUGACAAUGAUUGCCCCGAACCUCGCAAUCCAAGUUCCCUAAGAUCCUCAUCAUCACCAUCUUUGCAAGCAUCAACUCCUUCAACACCGUCGCUCCAGACCCCUCCGGCAUCCCCACCAUCGCUAUCUCCCACAGAGUCGACCCGAGAUCCUAUCUCAGCUCCAGUGGGACAUUCAGAGCGCCACGAGCUUAUCGGAGGGAAAGGGAUUGCUGUUGCGGUGUCACAAGCUGAGAAGAAUGGUAAAACACUUGCGGCAUACCUGAGUAAGAAGGAUCUGCACAUAUUUGAACUGGAUGUCAGGACUUUUGAGUGCAAACCCAAGCAUGAUUAUCCAAUCUCUCUCAGAUCAAGAGAAUUGAAAUUGGAGAAUACAGGUGUCGCGAUUAAUGGAUCCCACAUUGCUUUCUGGGGAUACUCUGCGCCCCAAGGCAGAAAACUGAUGUUUCUUCGAACGUUGACCGAUGCGCAACUGCAUCUUUCAGACCCUGAGUAUGAUAAUAAUCUCCUCAGCGUUGCAGUAUCAACGGACGGCGUCUUCGCACUUGUUCAUGCACAUGACAUUGUCCUGCGACAGAGAGGUGCAAAUCCCAUCAAACUCACCUUGCCGCAAGGAAUUAUCCAAGCAUUUACACACGCCACCUUCAACGACAACGGCACGCUUUUAUUUGCUUGGGCUUGGGGGAGAACGAGCGAAUCGGUCUACGCAUGGUGGACAAACCCGGAAGAUUCCUCAAGCGAGCCUCAUUUUGCCAAUCAUUACCUGAAGCAGAGGAGCGGAGGUAAACCGCCCCAGAUUAGCAUCAUCCCGUAUAACAGCGAGAAUAAGUGUAUCAUCGCCAACCUUGACGACCGAAAAUGGACUGCAACUGCGGUUUCUGUGAGCGAGAAUCCCUCAGUGGCCCCUGCUCACCUCCUUGGCAGUGAACGACUUAGGAAUCUCGUCAGCGGUUGCGUCUUCCAAGACCGGUAUUUUGUCGGUCUUUGGUCCAACAUGUUGCAACGUGACGAGAUAGUAAGGUUUCAGAUCGUCGAUGAUAGUACAUCCGGUCUUCGGCUAGACAAUCGAGAAUUCCUAUUUGAUGUCAGUACAUCCUGUUCGUCAUCGUCCCGGAUCCGCGUCUUCAGACCUGAUCUUAAUGAUGGCGCCACUGUGAUUAUCUGCCAUGAGAGUGGCAAAAUAGAAUUUGUCAAGGUCUCAGUGCCUGCAUGA
This is a messenger RNA of Aspergillus viridinutans, 2802 nucleotides long. RefSeq lists its product as uncharacterized. Gene Ontology annotation, biological process: peptidyl-threonine phosphorylation; peptidyl-serine phosphorylation. NCBI's taxonomy places the organism in Eukaryota, Fungi, Ascomycota, Eurotiomycetes, Eurotiales, Aspergillaceae. The record is from RefSeq and is a predicted model, not a curated record. Gene Ontology annotation, molecular function: ATP binding; protein serine/threonine kinase activity. The transcript has 5 exons. Bases 1 to 2802 code for a protein of 933 amino acids.